Aphanomyces astaci is the source of this 1413-nucleotide messenger RNA. RefSeq lists its product as hypothetical. The transcript has 5 exons. The record is from RefSeq and is a predicted model, not a curated record. The coding region runs from base 1 to 1413 and encodes 470 amino acids. NCBI's taxonomy places the organism in Eukaryota, Oomycota, Saprolegniomycetes, Saprolegniales, Verrucalvaceae.
AUGGAGAUCUCGCAACCGCAGUCGGCGCGCUUCUUAAGUGACAACAUGGAGCUGCUGGGGUUUGGAGACCCCUGCUCGGCGCUUAUCCAGGCAGUCAAGGAACUCUUCGAGAAUGCUCUGGAUGCCAUUCAAUAUACCGAGGCUGGAAUGAUUGCAGUUCGAUUAAAGGAGGUGGAGCACGACGUAAACGUCCUUGAAAUCGUUUGCACCGACACAGGAUCGGGGAUGCAUGCAAACCAAGUGGCGCAAUUAUGCUGCAAUGUAUUUGCAACGACCAAAUCGUCCAGAUCAAUCUCGGCGUCGCAAUGCGGGAAGUUUGGAAUUGGGUUGAAAGCUGCUUUGCUGUACAGCCAAAACCACGCGUCAAUAGUCGACUCGAGUCUCAAAGUGACGUCAACGCUGAAUUCCUCUGAAUUUUAUUACGCGGAAUUGGUCAUUGACCCGGAAGCCCAUGACAAUGGCGCGCUCGUUCGCAAGUCGAAGCGAUUUCACGUGUCAGAAGCGCACAAGUCGUUUUCCGGCACCGAAAUACGCCUCCAACUGCCGCGGCCACACCACUUGGUCGACGCGCUCCACGUGCUCAUGCCCUACUUUGACAACUUGCGCUAUUGCUUGGCCACCUCCGUGUCCGUGGACUUCUCAUGCGAUAUUCCAGGGUUCAAUCAGUACCAGGUCUGUUGUGCAUCGCAGUUGUCUCCAUUGGAGAGGUUUCUCGACGCGUUCAAGUGUCCUUACGAGUCGUUGGCUCACGCCGAUGUCGACUGGAAGUCGUUCCAUGCGAAUUGUCUCGCGUUGUCGCCAUAUCUGGACGAAACCAACUUGGACGGCCGAUGCCCCGUCACAAUUCACAUCAUGCGGUUCGCCAACCAUGUUCCGCUGUUGCCAAGGAAGGAUGUUUAUGCGUGUGCGAUGACGAUCGCCGUCCAACGCAGCGAUUGGAAGGCGUUGGGGUACAAGUGUGUGGUGGGGACGUCCAUGUACGCGCCACUGCAGUUGGUGCCGUUGUCUAUAAACGAACGAUCGGCCAGUGUUCAAGAACCCAAGCACGUUGUGGUUGCCAUCGACGUCGAUACGUGCGGGGCACCCGCCAAGUUUACGUCUUUGACCAAGACAGCGUUGGUGGAAGCGUCGUAUUUGCAAGGGGUUUCCCAGUGCAUGGCUCUAGCGUUAGAUCAACUUGCGCGCAUCUACCCAAUCUUGUUUCGACGGGCAAAUCGGUCCCAUACCCUCGCAACCGAGUACGCGCCUCUGAUUGCCACGGCCGUGUCCAGCAUUCUCGUGAAUGCCACAUAUGCGGGGGUGAAUGUGGAGCAUUUUGAACCAGGGCGGCCACUCUAUGGCGUGCAGUCGCGCGUCGAGUUGGACCAACGAGUACUCGACCACAUGACAAGCCUUCUACGACCCCAUUCAUGA